Molecule: messenger RNA, 3542 nt
Organism: Megachile rotundata (alfalfa leafcutting bee)
Lineage: Eukaryota; Metazoa; Arthropoda; Insecta; Hymenoptera; Megachilidae
Biological process (GO): rRNA processing; regulation of transcription by RNA polymerase II
Cellular component (GO): nucleus
Molecular function (GO): DNA-binding transcription activator activity, RNA polymerase II-specific; RNA polymerase II cis-regulatory region sequence-specific DNA binding
Source: RefSeq, a predicted model, not a curated record
GACGUAGGCCAUUUUGUUGUACGUUCAGGUUUACGGGGAUUAUUUCUUCAGGGGCAGUUGGAAGUGACUAACAAACUUAUAAACCAACAUUAAUUGCAAGAACAUACAAAAAUUCAAUUAUACUGUUGCCAUCGUCAAAUAUAAUUUUUAUGUAUAAUGAGUAAUUAUUAAAUAAUGAGUAUAGACGUUGUUGAAGUAUCGUGAUUGUCGUGCAUACUUUUCUAUCGCGAACUACGAUCACAGAUACAAUUUAAUUUUCGAAAAACCGCACUAAUCACUAUACUGUGCUAGUUAAGAAACAAAAACAAUGGAGGAAAUAAUGGAAAUCGUGAAAGUUGAGGAUACGGUGUUAAUGAAAAAUACAACAUUGGAAAAUUUAUUUGAUCCAGAUAACCCAGGAGAAACUAUUAUAAUGUCCACUGAACAUGAUUCAAGUGAUAUGAAAGUUAUUGCUCAUGGUGGUCAAAUUAUACAAAUUGUAACAGAUUAUGAAUGUGUAACAUGUCAUCGUGUUUUCCAAUCGCAAGAUAUGCUAAAGGAACAUUUGGAUAUGUGCAGAGAAGAAGAUGAUUCUGUGAAUAUAUUACAAUUAAACAAUCUUGAGAGUUAUGAUUCGGAGGAUGAAGAGAAAGAUGAUAGUUCAGACUAUAUUGUUAAUUCUAAUGCCGAAGAUUCUAGUUCUAGUGGUCAAAAAAAUAAUAACGAUAAACCAGUGAUUAUGCCUGUACCUGAUACUCAAUGCCAUUGUUGUGCUGAAGAUUUAAACACUGCUCACAGUGGUGGUCAGUAUAAAUGUCAAAAUUGUGAACUGUCAUUUAAAAAGAAAUCAUCUUUGGAGAGACACACUGUAGUAAUUCAUUGGCAAUGUGACUCUUGUACUUGUAAAGAAUGUGGAGAAUCAUUUCGUGACAAAAAAUCAUUAAAUAAACAUCGUUAUACUACUCACUGUGGUCGAAAAGUUUAUAGAUGUGAGCCAUGCGAUACUUACUUUUCUCGAAGUUAUCAUUUAAAUCGUCACAUAAUGCAAUCUAGUUGCCAUGGGAAUAUUCUUAAUACAUACAACUGUCAAGUAUGUAAAAAGGUAUUUACACGUAAAGAUAAUUUACGUGAACAUUUGCGUACCCAUGCUGGAACUCCUCAAAGACAGAAGAAACCUUGUAAAUACUGCCCAAAGGAAUUUUUUACUAGCCAACAACUAGUAAUUCAUGAACGUGUUCAUACGGGAGAACGACCAGUUCAGUGUGAUUUAUGUCCAAAAACAUUUUUAUCAUCUCUUGCAUUAAAAAAACAUAGACGAGUACACACAGGAGAGAAACCAUUUGAAUGUAAAUUUUGUCACAAGAAGUUUGCUGCCCGAGAAACUCUAAAUCGCCAUCAAAGAACUCAUACUGGUGAAAAGCUCCAUGUUUGUCAGUAUUGUUCAAAGUCAUUCAUUCAGGCAGCUCAAUUGAGAGCACACAUAUUUCAUCAUACUGGUGAAAACGGUUUUUACUGUGACGUAUGUGGAAAAGCAUUUAAUCGGAAAGCUCGUUUAAACGUGCACAAAAAAUUUGUUCAUGAAGGAGCAACGCCAUUUACGUGUGAAAUUUGUGAAAAAAGAUUUAUUAGAAGAGAAGAUCUUGUAAAACAUGCAUUGCUUCAUACUGGUGUUAAACCAUUUAAGUGUGAUAAAUGCGUGAAAGCUUUUUCCACGAAGUCUUCUUUACAAGCUCAUUUAAAUACUCAUAGACGAGAACCGCCACAAUCAUGUGUUGAAUGUAAUAAAGUUUUCAUUCGACAAGAUUGUUUAAUGAGACAUAUUAAGGCAAAACAUCGUGAAUUGUUAGAAGAUGUAAUGAAUGAAGUCGAGAAAAAACAUUUGCAAACGCAAUUGUAUAACAUUGCUACAAUAGCUGCAGAAAAAACAAAAAAUGGAGAGUCGAAAAAACUUUCCACUGAUGAAUUAUUAAAAGCUAUUUCGGACCUUUUGAAAAUUUUAAUUGAUGACGAAACACUUCAGCUGUUUGGUUGGCCUGAUGCUCCUAUUCAAGAUAUUCUAGAAGCUGUGAUUAGAAGAUGUGGUCAUCAACCAUUAACAUCUGAAGUAGACCUUAGGGAAGAAAGUAGCAGCGACAAUGAAUCUAAUGUUGCAUCUAAAACUGAAGGGAAUCCUGGGUGGGCAGAUGCUAUGCAAAAGAUUUUGCAGACAAAAAAGCCAAAACGUAAAAAGACAAUAAUUCUCUCUAAAGCAAAAAAAUUAUGUGAUGUAAAGAAGAAAGAAACUAAAGAAUCCGAACCAUUUGAAAUUGAAAAGGUAAAGGAAGAAAUAAAAGAAGAAGUAAAAGAAGAAGAAAAUGAAGAUAAUGAUCAAAAACCGAUUACACAAUUGAAGGAAAAGAAAAGACAUAAUUUGGGUAUUAGAGUAAAACCAAGUAUAUUGGAUAGACAACAUGAAAGAGUAUUACAGAAAAUAGCUACAAAAGGUGUAGUACAAUUAUUCAAUGCAGUAAGACAACAACAAGGUGAAAUUAAUCAAAAGUUAGCAGAAGUUGGUCCAUUAGAAAGAAAAAGAGAACAGGUAUUAAAGAGUAUUGAUAAGUGCACAUUCUUAGAUGUUCUUAUGGGAGGAAGUAAAAGCAUUCAAGCAGAUAACAAUGUUAAGGAUGAAGAGCAAGAGAAUAAAAGGCAUAAAGAAAAGGAUAAGGAAACUUGGAAUGUAUUAAGAGAAGAUUUUGUUAUGGGAACAAAACUAAAAGAUUGGGAUCGAAAAGAUGAAGAAGAUGAUUCUUCAGCCCCAGAAGAUCUUGAUAGUGAUGAUUAAAUUAUCCAAAUUUAUCAGACAUUUUUACCUAUAUCAAAAAAUUGAUUUAAAGGUAUGUGAUAACAUCAUCAUUUGUUAAGAAUGUUGUUAAUAUUACAAUACUACAUUUUGUUAAUACAACUUUGCUGACUUUCAUAGCAAACUUAAAUUAUAUUUCAUUCAAUCUCUGUCUUUGUUACUUCUAUACUCCUCAAACAUAGAAAGAAACAAAAUAUUAAUUUCUUAUUAAAUAAUUUUAUUUAAUUUUAUUAAUAAUUUAUAUUUUGAUAUUUUUUUUAUCUAUGCAACAACAAUAAUAAUGCAUACAAUUUAUCAUUUCUUAAAUAAUUUAACGUAUGUUUAUAAUACGAACGUGAUUCUGUCUAAAAUUAACUUUUACUCUUACUAUAGUUAUAUCGCGUAAAUAUGCCGUAUUAAUUUGUCAUGAAAUGAUACUAUACUUUGUUUAUAUAUUUAAGCCGCGAUUUGUUGUAGGACAAUAAAUUAGACAUAGUGGAUAAACUAUGUUAACAACAUAAUUUUUACAUAGUGUUUUGAUGUAUCGAACAAUUACUUUCUGCACAUUUUAUCUGUAUAUACCUUAUUUUCAUUAUCUUUGUGACACAUAUAAAUAUAAAUUAUAAGCUUCUUUCACUGAACUUGCAUAUUUGAAAGCCUCAAAUGUAUUAUUUUGUAGUGAAAGCAAAUGUAUAAUAAAUGAUCUGUACCAUGAAUUGCUAAUAACAGGUAAAAAAUGUUUAAA